Molecule: messenger RNA, 3818 nt
Organism: Stegostoma tigrinum
Lineage: Eukaryota; Metazoa; Chordata; Chondrichthyes; Orectolobiformes; Stegostomatidae
Product: tumor necrosis factor receptor superfamily member 4-like
Exons: 8
Coding region: 146-985 (279 amino acids)
Biological process (GO): regulation of cell population proliferation
Cellular component (GO): external side of plasma membrane
Molecular function (GO): signaling receptor activity; cytokine binding
Source: RefSeq, a predicted model, not a curated record
AACUGAUCGAAGGAGUUGGAGGAGGGAUGUGUAUCUUCCCUGAAAGUCAGGGGUUGAGUCACGCCUACAUCGUUGUUUUUAAAGGGAGGAAGAAGCUGCAUUUCCAACAGUUUUGUUGCCGGCUAUAGCUUGCAGUGUGUUGCGAAUGGAGCUGCUCGCAGCUCUUGUGUUACUCUGUGCGUCUGCUGCACGCUCCGGAGCCGUCCCCCGUGGGUGCCCCGCGGAGUUUGUCAAUGUUAACGAGGGGGUUUGGAAGUCUCCCUGCUGCUCCAAGUGUCCGCCAGGUGAGGAAGGAAACUUUGCUCAAUGCACCUAUAUGAAAGAAGACUGUACAGACACCUCAGACUCUAUCUGUGUGCCAUGUGAAAAUGGAUCGUACACAAUGGAUUGGAAUAAUAUGUAUUUUUGUUUCGGAUGCACUAAAUGCAGUGAUGAAGGAGUGAGGUAUAAGAGAAGCUGCACAAAAACCUUAGAUGCCCAAUGUGAAUGCAUCGAGGGCUACAGAUGCGCUGAUGAAAAUUGCAGGAUAUGUGUUUGGAAAGCUCCAAAAAGCAAUGCUUGCUCUCCAGGGACGUUUUCUGACACAGGAACUGAGCCUUGCAGGCAAUGGACAAACUGCACAGCAUUGGGUUACUUGGAAGUCAUGCCCGCAAGUUUAACAAGGGAUGCAAAAUGUGCCACAGGAACUGUGGCGGGCACUGUCAGCCAGAGAGCAUGGGAAACUAUGAUCGCGAUUAAAAAGAGGAAAAUCUCCCCUGAUCAAGUGGAGGGAGGAACAAUCAUUGUGUCGGUGAUCAUUAUUCUCCUGCUGUGUCUAUUACUGGGAAUGCAGAUAGCCUUGUGGAAGAAGAACACCAAAAAAAGGAGUAAGUUGUUACCAGUGUUUGCUGACCACGGCUUUAUGUUAAGAGGACCUAUCUGGACAGAUUGUGAGAGUUUAUUCAAGCGUCAAUCCAACACCAUGGGUCAGAAAUUGCUGCAAUAACGAGUUUGGAGGCAAACAACAUUAGCUGGACUUUAAUGCUGACUUUUUACUGUUAUUUGCUGUUUGAAUAACUGCUCAAUGAUUCAAAUGUCAGCUCAGGGAGCGGUGUACCCAAAUGUUUCCUCCUGCUUGACGAUCAAUAAAUGGAAAGGACAGAGAAAAGAAACAAAGCAAUAGAUGGCAUUGGUAAGAAGGUUGAUUGGAAUCAGGUCAAAUACAGAGACAGGAAGAAAGAGAUUGCAUCGAGAUAGAAAAGGGAAGCAAGGGAUAAAAAGAAAUAGUAAGAAAGAGGUCAAAGAGCAAGCAGGAGAAGAAAAGCUCAGUUUCAGCUAGGAGUUGCUCUGUUAGUCCAUGAGCAGUUAAACAGCAAAAGGCAAACCAGGAGAUGUAGACAAGGUACUAACAGUCUAGACUCAUGUAGAAGCAGUGGUUCAAAUUUAUCAUAAACAGAAAUAGUGGAAUACCGAGAACGCAAGCUGUGGUACUGCUUUAUGCUACAUGAAGGAAGACUAAGCACCUUCUGUUUACCCUUCUACCAUCAUUGUGGACACAGGGACAAUGAUAAACAAAUCCAAAAACAGAAGUUGCUGGAAAAGCUCAGCAGGUCUGGCAGCAUCUGUGAAGCAAAGAUCAGUUAAUGUUUCGGGUCUGGCGACCCUACCUCAGACGUUCUGCGGAAGAGUCACUGGACCCGAGACCUUAACUCUGAUCUUUUCUUCACAGAUGCUGCCUGACCUGCUGAGCUUUUCCAGCAACUUCUGUUUUUGUUCCUGAUUUACAGCAAGUGCCGUUCUUUUGGUUUUUACAAUGAUAAACAAAUUCGUGACUGAGUAAAGUACCUAAUCUUUAUCAAUUAGUUGAUAUCAUGAAGUCAGGAAAAACCCAGUGGUGGAGCAUUUUGGAAACAUAAGAGUAAAUAUAGUUGUUCCUCCUAAUUCUGUCCCACUCAACCACGAGCCAUGUCUUAAAUCACUCUUGCAUUAUUUCCCAAAAUAUUACUUCCUGAAAGAAACCCAACUAAUUAAUUUGCAUUUGAAUGAGUGGCUCUCUUCUAAGUAUUGAGAUAGUUUUGCAGUAUGGAAAUAAUUGACAUUUGAUGUCAGUGGGAGUGUGGAUGGCAGAUGUAGCAUGGUAUUAAUCUUUACACUGAUACAAAAAGGUUUGUUUUUUUUUAAUUUAUACACAAUCUGUUGCCUGCUGAACUGAGAAUCCACAUCCUCAUCAACAUUCCCCUACUUGAUGGUGAGAUGGUGUCGUGUCUGGACUAUAUAUCAUUAACAAUUUCCUGCGAGGCAUUAGUUAUCUGCCCAAUAUGGCUGUAUCAAGAAUCAUUCAUUAUGAUGGUGUAAAUCCAGAAAUUUUGCAAUCAACAGGAAUGUUGUCAGGGAUCCUUGCAGCAGGAAGGAUCCUUUAUCAGGUUUGGCAAAGCUCAGGGCUGUGAAAUGCAAAUCAUCUGGCAAUUUGAGAUCAUGGCACUUGCUUUUAACUCCACAUGUUGCUGGUUUCAGUUAUGGGUUACUGACGAUGAGCAUUAAUGAUAAUGUAUGGCACCAAUUUCUAGUUCCAAACCUGUCAUCGCAAUUGAUCAGAGCCCAGCGGACGUCAGCGGGAAUUUCGAUGGCAGACAUAACAUAGCGAUAGUCCUCAUACCAGUUAAAAAGAAGUGGACAGGGUUUCUGUUAUUGAUUGCCAAGGCCUACUGAAAACAGUUGGUUUUGUGGACCACAUUCAAACAAUAGCUAUUGUUGGUUCAUGCAUGAAGAAGAACUAUUCAUACAAGUUCCAACAUGAACUUGAAACUUCACAUCAAUCGUUUUUAGUUCAUUCACAGGAUGUUGGCAUGGUUCCAUAGUUAUUUGCCAUUGCUUUUGAUCCUUGAUAAGGUGGCAGUGAGCUGUUUUCUUCGAACAGCUGUAAGUGGUGACCUAUAAGACCGUAAGAAAUAGGAGCAGUAGGCCAUUCAGCCCCUCGAGCCUGCUGCACCAUUCAGUAAAUCAUGGCUGAUCCGAGAUUCCUAAUUCCACUUUCCUGCUCUUUCCCCCACUGAUCAAGAAUCUACCUUUCCCCAGCUUUAAAUAUACACAAGGACUCUACCCCACAGCUCUCUGUGGCCAGGAGUUCCAAACACUCAACAAUCCUCUGAAAGAAGAAAUUCGUCUUUGUCUCAGCCUUAAAUUAACACCCCUUUAUUCUGAGACUGUGCCCUCUGGUCCUAGACUCUCCCAAGUAGGAUUAUGUCAAUUCUGCUGCAGUGCAUUAGUGAUGGAGAUCAAGGGUUUUGACCCUGUGACAAUGAGACUAUUGCCUGCGCAUUUCCAAAUAAGGAUGCUACCUAAUUUGAGGGAGAAACUGGAGAUAAUUCUGCAAAACUGCUUCUGCACUUGGCUUGCAAGAUUUUGGGCUUGCGUGGUAUUAAAGGACCAAAAUAGUUUGACCUCUUCAGAGACUAUUUCAGUGUAUAAUUAUGUUAGAAGCCCUUUAGCCAAAAUGACCCGACACAAUUUGUCUGAAGCCCCAUCAUUUUUUAACAGUGCUUAUCUUGCCAGUGAAUCAACUUAGCUUACCACUCAAAAUAUCCUGCAUUUCAAUUGACACCAUUGUUGAAUGCUCUGCUGGUAGCAAAAUGUAGUACAGCAGGUGUUCCCUGGAAUAUAUCACAGUCCACAAUGUCAAAUAAUGCAAAAAUGAACUGCGGAAUGGUUUUUGUCAAAUAAAAUUUGAAGAAAUUGCUGUGUUAUUAAUAUAAAUUAGGAGUGUGAAAUGAAUGAGCUAUCAAAAUUGUCUGAAAUGUCAUGUAAAAAUGAAUCUCUAAUGUCUGAGAUGAAAGGUUACC